Beta vulgaris subsp. vulgaris (sugar beet) is the source of this 2101-nucleotide messenger RNA. RefSeq names its product ERAD-associated E3 ubiquitin-protein ligase HRD1B. The transcript has 8 exons. The record is from RefSeq and is a predicted model, not a curated record. The coding region runs from base 192 to 1814 and encodes 540 amino acids. NCBI's taxonomy places the organism in Eukaryota, Viridiplantae, Streptophyta, Magnoliopsida, Caryophyllales, Amaranthaceae.
CCUCUGUAAUAAUCCAAAUUCCAAACAGCUUUUUAUCUAAAAAGUUGACCAUCAAUUAAACAUUAUCAGAUUUCCAUCAUCAAUUUUUCUUACCAGAUUUCAAGAGAGAGAAAAAAAAGAUUGCGUACAAAUUAAACUUCUUCGACGAGAUCGGAUACUCGGAUCUUCCGAGAAAUUGAAGGUUUUGCAAGAUGGUGAGGCUAAAACCAUAUGCUGGGUUAAGUUUGUUUGCAACAUUUGCUGUUGUUUAUCAUGCAUUUCAUAGUAGAAGGCAGUUUUACCCUGCCAUGGUUUAUCUUUCGACGUCGAAGAUCAGUUUAGUGAUACUUCUUAACAUGGGUUUGGUUAUACUGUGUUCUUUGUGGCAAUUGGCGAAACGGGUGUUUCUUGGCCGGCUUCGAGAGGCCGAGGUUGAGAGGUUGAAUGAGCAGUCAUGGAGGGAGGUUAUGGAGAUUCUGUUUGCUAUAACUAUUUUCCGGCAGGAUUUUUCGGUAUCGUUUCUUGCUAUGGUUACUGCACUUCUCUUGAUCAAGUCGUUGCAUUGGCUGGCACAAAAGAGGGUGGAGUUUAUUGAAACAACACCAGCUGUGCCCACAUUGUCUCAUGUUAGGAUUGUCUCUUUUAUGGGUUUCCUUCUUUUCCUAGACGGCGUAUUCCUGUAUAGCUCGGUGAAAUCUUUAAUUGAGACACAACAAGCUUCAGUGUCCAUCUUUUUCUCAUUCGAGUACAUGAUACUUGCUACAACAACUGUGGCUAUGUUUAUGAAGUACAUAUUCUAUGUGAGCGACAUGCUUAUGGAAGGGCAAUGGGAGAAGAAGGCUGUGUGUACAUUCUACCUGGAGCUUAUUCGAGACUUGCUGCACUUGUCUAUGUACCUCUGUUUCUUUAUGGUGAUUUUUGUGAAUUAUGGUGUGCCUUUGCAUCUUAUAAGAGAGCUAUACGAGACAUUCCGCAACUUUAAAAUUCGUAUUGCCGAUUACAUUCGCUAUCGGAAGAUUACUUCUAAUAUGAAUGACCGUUUUCCAGAUGCAACCCCAGAGGAACUAAAUACAAGUGAUGCAACUUGCAUUAUAUGUCGUGAGGAAAUGACUACGGCCAAGAAAUUGAGAUGUGGACAUAUUUUUCAUGUACAUUGUCUUCGAUCGUGGUUGGAAAGACAAAAUACUUGUCCUACCUGCAGGGCCCUUGUUCUACCACCUGAAACUGGAACAACCGCAGCUGGAGGGCAACCUGGAUUGCAGUCUGGUGUACAUCAAUCUGCUUCUACAAGUGCACCCGGUCAAAGUUCAACUGGUGCUACUGGUCCAGACAGCACUUUGAAUGGUAAUCAGGCUAGACUCCAGGCUGCAGCUGCUGCUGCUGCAAUUUACGAGAAAUCUCUUGUUUACCCUUCUGCUAAUUCGUCAGUAUGGUGUCCUGGAUAUGCCGUACUUCCACCAGUUUAUAAUGCUAUGCGUGGUCCCAGUACUGCAAAUUUUGAUGAAGGGCAAGGUUCAGUUGGACAAUUUCAGCAUCAACAACUGAUGUCCAGUGGGCAAAUGAAUAUUCCUUAUGUCCAGUUGUCUCCUUUUGCUGCUCCACCGGUCGAAGUACCUGCUGCCGCGAGAGAGGGAGGCAGUCAUCUUUCAAUUGACUCCCAGAAAAAUCUCCUUGAACAGCAAAUUCAGAUGUUACAGAGUCAACUUGAGUACCUGCAAAAACAAGAGCUGGAUAAAGGUGCCAGCUCUAGCAACUCCUCAUCGGCAGCUACCAAUGGUCAAACUACGGAAUCAAGCUCGGAUGCUUGUUCUCAGACAAAUAUCAAAGAAUCAUAGUUGUGAGUUUGCACAGUUCUAAUAUGAAGGGUUUAGAGGAUAGAUCUACACUGCUGUUGUAUCAAUUAUGUUCAGAGCUGGUAUAGAAUGCUUAUUUUCUUUUAUUUGGGGUGGAAUAGGCCCUUUUAAUUGUCAAAAUUGAUUGAACGUUAUUCAUGAUGUCUUGUUAAAAGGGUCUGUACAUAUAAAAGAAGAGAGGUGUUAUAUGAUGUAUAGACCUCCUGACUUUUGGAGAAUUUUGGUUAUAAUGUGUUUCCUUGCUGACAAGUGAAUUAAGGCAAGCUCAA